ACAGUCCUGACCACUCCAGAGAGCCCUGAGUGUGCUCCGAGACAGCUGAGGGUGCUCUGGGCCCCUCCACAACCACCUCUUGGAGAUCUUCACCUAACCCCAGUUUCAGGGUCAAUCCGCACUGCUUGGGUCCGAGGAUGGAAGGAGUGGACAGGCCUCAUGGUUGCAUGCUACCGAGGCUUCGAGAGUGUCGUGGCCCUACUCAGCCGCUGUCCUUUCCUGGAUGUUAACCAGCAGGACAAAGACAGAGACACAGCCCUCAUGCUGGCUGUCCAAGCAGGCCAUGUGCCUCUGGUGAGUCUCCUGCUCAACUACUUCUCCGGCCUGGAUCUGGAGCGCUGGGAUCAGCGGGGACUCACAGCACUGAUGAAGGCUGCCAUACAGGACCGCGCUGAGUGUGUGGCCACCCUCCUCAUGGCUGGUGCUGACCUGACCUCCGUGGAUCCUGUCCGGGGCAAGACAGCCCUGGAGUGGGCCCUGCUGACGGACAGCUUCGACAUGGUGCGGAGGAUCCGGCAGCUGCUGCGGCGGCCCUGGGCAGAACAACUCUGCCAGCACUACCAGCUUGAAUGGCCGGCCUUGGCCCAGGCCCAGGCUCGGGAUACCCCAUUCUUCCUAGAAAGGUUGCAGGCCACCCUGAAUCUGUCCUUUGCCCGGUGUCCUCAGGAAGGGGGUGUCCUGGACCACCUUGUGGCUGUCACUACCAGCCUGGCUAGUCCCUUCCUUGCCACUGCCUGCCACACUCUGUGCCCUGAUCAUCCUCCCAAACUGGGCACCCGAGGCAAGUCUGUGCCAGAGCUACUAAGUACUACUCUACCUCCUCCCUUGUCUCCCCAGCCUCCCCAAGUGAUCCGGGGCUCUCAAGUCUUUGUCUCCUACAACCCUCAGGGCAUGUUCUCUCAGUGGUUACAGCCCAAGAACCAUACCAGGUCCUUAGUACCCAAGAUCCUCCUCUCCAAGGCACCUUCAUCCCCCAGCCAGUCCAAGUUGAUGAUGCCCAGAUGUGAAAGGCAUCAAAGUCUUGCCCUUCCUCUCUGGCGAUAUCAGGAGCUCAGGAUGAAGAGAAAGCAACAAGAAGAGGAGCUCAGGAGGGCACAGAAUUAGAGGAAGAUGGGCUAGGCCACCUGGGAGCAAGCAACCAUUUCCUUUCCUAGGCUCAAUUCCCAUCCAGAGCUUCUUAUAAAGCCUUCCCACUCACCUCUGCCUAAGUGAAUCCUCUUCCAACCUAUGGACAUGGUUAUUCGGUACGGCAUUGUUUGUAACAGCAGAAGAGUAGAGCCAACCAAGUGUUCGUCAGUAGGGAGUUGGCUGAGUUGAUUAUGGGGUAGUUACUGUGCACCAAUACCCUGCAUUCUAUGCAAUGCAUUCUAAAGCAAGCAUAAGAGCUGGGCACAUUGAUGCACACCUGGAAUCCUAGCUACUCACAAGGCUGGGGCAGGAGGAUCACAAGUUUGAGCAAGAC
Fukomys damarensis (Damara mole-rat) is the source of this 1462-nucleotide messenger RNA. It is a transcript of the gene Ankrd33, whose product is annotated as ankyrin repeat domain 33. The record is from RefSeq and is a predicted model, not a curated record. Gene Ontology annotation, molecular function: protein binding. Gene Ontology annotation, biological process: negative regulation of transcription by RNA polymerase II; negative regulation of transcription regulatory region DNA binding. Lineage: Eukaryota; Metazoa; Chordata; Mammalia; Rodentia; Bathyergidae.